This is a messenger RNA of Archocentrus centrarchus (flier cichlid), 2261 nucleotides long. It is a transcript of the gene atp1b1b, whose product is annotated as ATPase Na+/K+ transporting subunit beta 1b. The record is from RefSeq and is a predicted model, not a curated record. The transcript has 6 exons. Gene Ontology annotation, molecular function: ATPase activator activity. Lineage: Eukaryota; Metazoa; Chordata; Actinopteri; Cichliformes; Cichlidae. Gene Ontology annotation, cellular component: sodium:potassium-exchanging ATPase complex. Gene Ontology annotation, biological process: intracellular sodium ion homeostasis; sodium ion export across plasma membrane; intracellular potassium ion homeostasis. Bases 98 to 1006 code for a protein of 302 amino acids.
UAAGCGUGGACUGGGCUGGGUGCCUCUUGGACAGGCUGGACUUGGUUAAACAACACGCGGAGGGUCCUGCUGUUGAAGCCUGAAGGAAAUAAGCAACAUGCCUUCCAGUAACAAAGAGGACGGCGGAUGGAAGAAGUUCCUGUGGAAUUCGGAGACGGGGGAGCUGCUCGGCCGUACCGGUGCCAGCUGGUUAAAAAUUACACUCUUCUAUGUUAUUUUCUACGGCUGCCUGGCUGGGGUCUUCAUUGGCACCAUCCAAGCAAUGCUGCUCACUCUGAGUGAAUACAAGCCCACCUGGCAGGACAGAGUUGCACCCCCAGGCCUUACACACACCCCACGGUCGGACAAAGCUGAGCUCAGCUUCAGCCCCAGAGCCGUGGAGACCUUCCUGCCUUACACCAAAGCUCUGAGGGAGUUCCUGGCCCACUAUGAUGACAGCAAACAGAAGGACCAGAUGAAGUUUGAAGACUGUGGAAGUGAACCUGGAGAGUAUAAGGAACGGGGCGACUUGGACAGCGACGUGGGGGUCAGGAGGGCCUGUCGUUUCCCCAGGUCCUUGCUGGGCCCCUGCUCAGGCAUCGAUGACACAGAGUUUGGAUUCAAGGACGGAAAGCCCUGUUUGAUCGUGAAGCUCAACAGAAUCGUUAACUUCCGUCCAAGGCCUCCGACCUCUAAUGACAGUAUUCCCGAGGAGGCUCAACCCAAGGUUCAGCCCAAUGUGAUCCCCAUUUACUGUACCAGCAGGAAAGAGGAGGAUGCUGAUAAGAUCGGAGAGAUUAAGUACUAUGGCAUCGGUGAGGGGUUCCCCCUGCAGUAUUACCCCUAUUACGGCAAGAAGCUGCACCCUCAGUACCUGCAGCCACUGGUUGCGCUGCAGUUCACCAACCUAACCCGCAACACUGAACUGCGCAUCGAAUGCAAAGUGUACGGAGACAACAUCGACUACAGCGAAAAGGACCGCUACCAGGGACGCUUUGAGGUCAAGAUGCAGGUUAAUGACUCGUGACCGCCAUCAGGACCAUAGCGCUCUCCACCCCAUACACCUUUAGUAUCAAUCUAGUGUAGGAGAGAAGUGAGGGGGUAGGCUGUAGCUAUUAACUCAUCUUGACUGAAUAAAGGGGGGAAGAGCUGUUAGGGGACUGCUGUGUAAUCUGUCUGCUUUCAUCACUAGCUUCUACAUUUCUGUCUAGCCUUAGAAUGUAAUUUAGGGGAAAAGUAGCAAUAGGGCCAAUAAAACGUUUAGUCUGCUGUAAAUGAGACUCUUCAACAAGCCAUGGGACAUUUUCACCGAUGAUCGUGACCCCACCUCUGCUGCGUAGCGAGCCGUCUGUCCCCUCUGCGCGGCGCUGCCUCCUGUGGUUUUAGUAGGUAGUUUUUUCGGAGUGUACAGUAGUCGCAGACCCGGCCCUUCGAACCACGCCCUUCCUCAUUUUAACGUAUGAGCAAGCUUUAGCAGUACCAGGCAUGUUUCAAACAUGAACACGUGCUCUGAUUUUCUUAAUGAUUGAAGGGGUUCACUGUUCUGAUCUAUGUAAGGAAAAUGCUGCACUCCAGGAAAUGUCUUUCCGCUUUAUUUCUUUUACAUCUGAUCAUGGGAGACCUACUUUAUGUUUAAAUGUGUGAUUGGUUUUAUUACUCUGUUUCAUGCCUUUUACCUUUGAUUUUGCCUUGAAUGUAGACUUGUGUGUCCAGGUUGUUAGACACUGGCCUGUUCGCAGGGCGAUGGUGCUAACUGAAGGGUUUGUUUUUCUUUGCUGGAUUUGUCACAGCGUUGUUGGCUAACUCUCUGAAUGUUUUGAACCAUGAAACAUGUUGGAAGAAUUUUAUAUUUAUGCAGUUGUACAUUUUGUUUCUUUGCAGAAUAUUGUAUAAAUGCAAUACCAAAGUGAUGAGUAUAAGUCUUUAUCAGAAGCAAUGCAGUAUGCCUUUUUAGGGUGUCAUCAUGUUAAAUGCUAAAGUCAGCGUCUUGCCUUGCAACCUUCAGUGGUUAACUUUCACUUUAGAUUUUGGCCAUGAAUGUAGAGAAGUGUGUAACGAAGAGUUCAGGGCAGUGAAAUUCCACAAUUCUGGUGUCCGUGCAUUUCCAAAAAACAGGAGUUCUUGCAGAGCUCUGUGGCUUUCAUGAAUGAUGAUGUUGGCGAUAGUAUUCCAUAAGAUCUCAUGUUGAUGUGAAACACUCAACUACAAAUGUAACUUCAGUCAACUUUUCAUCAGUUCAUUUAAUCAGAGAUAGAAACCAAUAAAGUCCAAGUGGACCUUUU